AUGUGCAACUACACCUACCACCACGACCCUACCUGCGGUCACAUAGCCUCCUUCAACGUCGACACCUGCACCGCGUUCACUUCUUCCCUGCGCAUGGCAGAGUCAGAAACAGACAAACAUCCUGUCUCCUGUACCAAGGCUAUCCACAGCCAUGACCUCGUCAGUCCAGCCAAUCCCUCCCUCUGUCUGCAGUGCGAGCAAGAGUGGAUGGAACGGGCAAAGAAGAGGGUUAAAGCUAUGGCACUGGGAGAAACACUCCUAGACGAAUACGAAGAACAGCCAGAAUUCGUCCAGUUAGAAGGGCUGGACUGUCCUCCGAAGGUGGGACUGACCUUUACAUUUUCUGCCCCAGAAGGCAAACAGAAAAAGCUAAUCGGUUUGGGUAUUACCAUGGACGAUGUUGAGCAGAAAAAUCAUGAUGCCGAUGUCGAAAACGAUAUUUUCAUCAAUGCCGGUGUCGAUUACCUUAUAAAUAAAGAUGAUGAUGGCCCCGAGUGUGACUACGAGAAUGCCCAUGAACAUGACACUGACGAAGACGGUGAGUCUUGUCCGACAAACUCCCCCUUCACAAGUCAGGACUCCAGUUUCUUUGAACAAAGGCAGUACUUUGAUUUCGAUUUCGAUUACGAUUACGAAAAUUCGCCCAUUCCCGAGGAAUAUGUCCAUGUCAGCGCAGUCGACGACGAAAGUAGCGGCGAUGAUGACAUCGAACUCGUCUAUCUCGACUACCCUAAAGCCACCCCAGACCACGGAAAACUCCUGCAUGAUCUCGAAUCCAGCUCUGAAAGCAUUGAAAUAAUCGAAUUCUUCGACCUAAGUCGUGCAUCCAGCCAUCCGGAAAUAUCCUUCGGGGACGAAGAGAACAUGCAGCUGGUAUCAGGGACUCCGCGUAGUCCACGGACAAAAGAAUUCAAAGAAUUUGAGGAGAGUGUCAAUGAUGCAGCUCCGUCGGUUACGCAUAUAAUGGACUUCCGGAGAUUCUUCCGAAGGUCACUAUGA
Aspergillus chevalieri is the source of this 999-nucleotide messenger RNA. RefSeq lists its product as uncharacterized. NCBI's taxonomy places the organism in Eukaryota, Fungi, Ascomycota, Eurotiomycetes, Eurotiales, Aspergillaceae. The record is from RefSeq and is a predicted model, not a curated record. Bases 1 to 999 code for a protein of 332 amino acids. The transcript has a single exon.